Molecule: messenger RNA, 1248 nt
Organism: Sorghum bicolor (sorghum)
Lineage: Eukaryota; Viridiplantae; Streptophyta; Magnoliopsida; Poales; Poaceae
Product: xylanase inhibitor protein 2
Exons: 1
Coding region: 60-983 (307 amino acids)
Biological process (GO): carbohydrate metabolic process
Cellular component (GO): extracellular region
Molecular function (GO): chitinase activity
Source: RefSeq, a predicted model, not a curated record
AAAUCCACAUCUAUCCAUUAAUCUCAAUUCUCACCAGCGAGCAGCAGCCGAUAACAAUAAUGGCUUUCCAGCACCAUCGUCGUCGUCCAUGGCGCCUCCUAGCGGUACCGGUGGCAGCAGCAGCAGCAGCAGCUCUCCUCCUCCUCUCCCAGCUGACCGCGGCGGCGACCGCCGGCGGCGGCCCUGGCGACGUGGCCGUGUACUGGGGCCGGCACAAGGACGAAGGCACGCUGCGCGAGGCGUGCAACACCAGCGCGUACACCACCGUGAUCAUCUCCUUCCUCAGCGCCUUCGGCCACGGCACCUACACGCUGGACCUCUCGGGCCACCCGGUGGCGGCCGUCGGCGACGACAUCGACUACUGCAAGUCCAUGGGCAAGCUUGUCCUCCUCUCCAUCGGCGGGCAGGGCGGCGAGUACUGGCUGCCCUCGGCGCAGUCCGCCACCGACGUCGCCGACUACCUGUGGUACGCGUUCCUCGCCGGGAACAGCUCCAGCUCCGGCUCCGGCGCCGCCGUGGCACGGCCAUUCGGCGGCGCGCAGGUGGACGGCAUCGACUUCUUCAUCGACCAGGGCGCGGCGGAGCACUACGACGUGCUGGCACGCCGCCUGUACGGCUACAACAGGUACUACCGCGGCGGCGGGAUCACGCUGACGGCGACGCCGCGGUGCGCGUACCCGGACCAGCGGCUGCAGGGGGCGCUGGCGACGGGGCUCUUCGGCCGCGUCCAUGUCCGGCUGUUCGGCGGCGACCUGCAGUGCGAGUGGGGCCAGUUCGAGUCCUGGGACAAGUGGGCCAAGGCGUACCCGGGGAGCUGGGUGUUCGUCGGCGUGGUGGCGUCGCCGGAGGCCGACGGUGACGCCUACAUGUCGCAGAAGGACCUCUACUAUGGCAUCCUGCAGUUCGCGCACAAGGAGCCCAACUAUGGAGGACUCAUGAUCUGGGACAGGUACUACGACGUGAAGAACCAUUACAUGGUCUGAAUUCUGAUGAAUAAUGACAACGGCCACCUCUCCAAACACACGACGUCAGCCACUUGAAUCUUAGAUAAUCUUGGAGAUUAUUUGUUUGUAUAAACACAUAUAUAUUUGCAACAAUAUAAGUAUGAACAAAUGAAAUGUUGAAGCCAUAAUAUUCUGUGUGCCAUGCGUGUAAUUGAUGUAAGUUUUUUUUUAGAAUAAUGUAAUAACUGAUGUAAGUUAUUCCGACAUCUCUAGAUAUUUCUCUAGAUACCUAGCAAUAAAUAUA